GAUCAUUUCUCGAUUUGUGUGUGUCAUCCUUGCACAAUGAUCAUGCUAAUCUUCUCUGUAUCGUUCCAGUUUUAUCGGAUGUUCCCGAAUGAACGACUAUAGAUAGAGAGCUUCAUCACAUAGAAGAGUAACUGAGUAUAUACAUCCGGAGUAAUUUGAUUGCCCCUAAAAUCAAUAACCCAAAAAUGUUUUUUUUUUUUUUAAAAAAAAAAAUGUUUUUCCUACCCUAGCGUUUUCCUUGUAAAAAGAUAUAUUUCGAGACAAAAGACUCGAAUUUCCUUUGGUAAAAUACCGAUGAGCUAAUAAUUAACGGCAAGAUCAAAUAUCUAACAGUAAUUAUCGAACUACCCGUUUUCAACCGUUAACACAUCUCUCGCUCUCCCCUUCUCCCCUGUGCAUCGGCGUUCGAAUACUAAUGGCGACAAGCUCCGGCGGUGGUGAAACGCCAUUGAAGUCGCAAGCUCAACCACCCAAACCCACAUCCGAAGCUACCCCCACACCUGAAAAUCAAAAGCUUCAACCUCUCGAUUCAUCCCCAAAUCCCGUUACUCCUCCCAACCCCACCUCCGCUCCUCCCAUUCCCACCACCGAUUCCAAGCAAACAACCACUCCCGCCACCGUCAAUUCACGGCCGCGUGAACCUUACUCCGUACCUGACUCCGAUGUCAUCCACGUCCCUAGUUAUUCCAGGUGGUUCUCUUGGAACAACAUUCAUGAAUGUGAGACUAGAAUGCUCCCAGAAUUUUUUGAUGGGAAAUCACCCUCUAAAACCCCAAAAGUUUAUAAAUACUACAGAAAUGCAAUAAUCAAAAAGUUUAGAGACAGUAUGAAAGAAACCCCUCCAUCUAAAGAAAACCCUAUGCCAAAAAUCACAUUCACAGAAGCCCGAAAGACCAUUAUAGGAGACGUGGGGUCCGUAAGAAAGCAAAACACCGAUCCCGGAACCGGAACCACCAAUUCCGUUCCUGAUUCCAGUGCUCCAAAGAAGAAAUUUUGCAGUAGUUGCAAUUCCCUUUGCACCAUUGCAUGUUUUUCCAACAUUAAGAAAGAUACAACAUUUUGUGCAAGGUGUUAUGUUCGAGCUGGAGUUAACACCGCAGAUUUUAAAAGAGUGGAGAUUAGUGAAGAGGUGAAGACAGAUUGGAGUGAGAAAGAAACUUUGCACCUUCUAGAAGCUGUUAUGCAUUAUGGUGAUGAUUGGAAGAAGGUAUCUGAACAUGUUGUUGGUAGAAGUGAAAAAGAAUGUGUAGAUCGUUUUAUUAAGCUUCCUUUUGGAGAACAAUAUGUGGGUCCCCCUGAUUCAAUUGAGCCUGAAGAACAUUUUGAUGAUGAACCUAAUCCCAAAAAAAAGAUGCGCCCUACACCAUUUGAUGAUGCUAGUAACCCUAUCCUAGCUCAGGCAGCUUUCCUUGCAACAUUAACGGGAGUAGAGGUUGCAGAAGCAGCUGCUUCUGCAGCUGUAAAGGCUUUGACCGAAGUCAACUAUGAAACUAGUAAAGAAAUUCUUGAAUCAUCUGCUGAUGAUGCAAAAGAUCAAGAUUCUGUAACAACAAAUGGUAAGAGCAACAAAAAUUCAUUGGAAGGAAAAUAUCUUGAGGCAAAAUUACAGCUGGAGAAGGAAGAACAGGAUUUGGUAAAAACAAUUUCUGAUAUUGCUGAAGUUCAGGCUAAGGAUAUUCAUGAUAAGAUUAUUCGUUUUGAGGAGUUUGAAUUACAAAUGGAGAAAGAAUGGCAACAACUCCAACAAAUGCAGAAUCUUCUGUUUGCUGAUCAGCUAUCGAUUUUGUUUCACAAAAAUGAUGGAACAAAUAGGAAUGAAAAUAUGGAACAAAAAGUUAAAACCGAAUUAUCUUGAUUUUUCUUUGUAGUUUGUACAAUAGUUUCUUGAUCUUGUUAUCCUCUAUAUUUCCAUCACCAUUUUGUGAUUAGGGUUUAUGAAUCAAGCCAUGGGCUUCAAUUAGUGUAGAUGCAAUGCACAACAUAAUUUGAGAUUGAAGAAAUUUGUGUAGCUGAAUUGUUCACAAAACUCAGAAUAUGAAAUUUAUUCUUCUUAUCAUACAAAGUCAGGGAAAUUGCAAAGCAACACACCUGGCUUGUGUAACUACAGUUGUUUUGAUUUUGCUUUGUAACAACACAAAUCAAACUAAUUUGAAUGAUGCAACUGCCUUUUCAAUCUUUGAAC
Molecule: messenger RNA, 2182 nt
Organism: Lactuca saligna
Lineage: Eukaryota; Viridiplantae; Streptophyta; Magnoliopsida; Asterales; Asteraceae
Source: the annotation of a GenBank genome assembly